AUGCAAUCUUUAUAUGAUAUUAAUGGCACUGUGAUUAUGUAUGGAUAAACAGGAUUAGGCAAAAGAUUUGCAAUAUUAAGCAAUAGAAAUUAAGACUAUUUAGUAAUUCGUCAAGGUGAUUUUUAAAUAGUAAUUUUAAAGUCUUUGAAUACUGUAGACUCAAUUGAAUUUAUUUUAUAUAAGGGUAUUUUAAACAAAUUGAAUUGACAUUUUUACAGUAAUUUUAUGUGAUGAAUCAUACAUUCAAUUCUGAGAGGAAGAGUAAUGUAAAUAUUCAGAAGUUUUUCAGAAAGAUUUACUUUUUAGUUUAUUUAUUAUUAAUAUAAGCGAAGAUGCAGUUCCAUUUCUCCUAGAAAAUAUCUCUGAAUACUAUUUACUUGUAUAAUAUACAAAAUCAAAUUAAAAAAAGAUGAUUGGAGUUCAGAAUUUUGAUUUUGAACUUAUGUGGAGAAUUUGAUAAAAUCAAUCAUUUACAUGAAUGGCAUUUUUAAGUAAAAAAAUAAAUAAAUUAGUUGAAAUUUUAUGAAUAUAUAAACUAAACCUAAUUUGAAAAGGAAAUACCCAUAAAAUGUAAAAUUAAUCUAAAGAAAAGACAAUGAAAU
Molecule: messenger RNA, 602 nt
Organism: Paramecium sonneborni
Lineage: Eukaryota; Ciliophora; Oligohymenophorea; Peniculida; Parameciidae
Source: the annotation of a GenBank genome assembly